Aegilops tauschii subsp. strangulata is the source of this 1028-nucleotide messenger RNA. RefSeq lists its product as uncharacterized. The record is from RefSeq and is a predicted model, not a curated record. NCBI's taxonomy places the organism in Eukaryota, Viridiplantae, Streptophyta, Magnoliopsida, Poales, Poaceae.
CUCCUCUGCCUCUUGGUUCUCUUCUCUUCUCUGUGUGCGCACAAUCUUCCACAAAACCUCAGACGCUCCCCACCCACCGUCCGUAUCUGCUGCCCAUAGUCCAUUUGCCCAACAGCAUCACCCUGUGCCUCCUCUGUUCUCCGUCUUGUUCUUGCCCGAGAGCAACCGUAGAUCAGUCCAGACAAACCAUCAAAAAGGCCAUAGAUCAGUCCAGACAAACCAGCAAGCCUCUGAAGAUCUCCUCUUGCUGCAAGAAUCCAAGAGAGGGGAGUUUUGCUAGAACAAGUUCGUCGCCUGCCUUGCCUUGCCAGCCAGCCUCUGCGUCGUUGCAGCUCUGCGAUUAGAGCUAUUGGCUCAGGCUGCGGGCUGCCUGGAUCCUGGAUGGGCAGGCCUAGAGGUGGGAAGGCCAAGGAAUCGAUGGAAGCUGCGAAGAACGAGGACGCGGGUAGCGCGGGUGAGGAGGUGAUCCCAGCCUACAAGAGGAGGGGACGGCCACAGAAGCUUUUCAAGCACGACGUCGAUGAGGAAGAGGAUGUCGCCAAGGUUGAAGACGACGGCGACGGCACAAAAGAAGAGAUUGCGCCACGCAGGGAGUCGACGGGCGCAGCUGGGAACGGAGGGAAGAAGAGGCGGCGACAGUCGAAGCGCGGCUCGGCGUCAGCGACGGAGGAGAAGGGCGGCGCGCCAGCGAGGGCACCGACCGGAUUCCGGCAGAAUGGGAGCCGGCGGAAGAACACCCCGCGGAGAGCUGCGGAGGCGGGGGUGGAGAGCAAGUGAGGCUCUGAAGACUGAAGAAGUGUGUGACGUAAUGAGGAACUGCAAAUGUGACGUAACGAGGAACUGCAUAAUUGCAGUAGGUUGUUAUGUACUAGCUUGAAAAUUGCACUAUUAGUGGUAGCUUUUAGGUUUAUGAGUUACUGUGACAUUAUGGAUUUUAGGGGUUUAUGUCAGUUAAUUCUAUGGACAGUGCUAGUGACUGGCAUAUGGAUUAAAACUUUCUGAGAGAAACUCCAUUUACAGUGCACUAA